AUGCUUUUUUUCUUUCUUCUUUUCUUUCAUUUCAUUCCUUUCUUUCACUCUAUUUCUUUUUUCAUUCUUACUUUCUUGCUUUCCUUCUUUCUUUCAUUGCAUCACUUUUUCUUUCUUUCUUUCUUUUUUACAUUUUAUCACUUUUUGCUUUCUUUCUUUCUUUCUUUCUUUGCAUCACUUUUUCUUUCUUUCUUUCUUUCUUUUUUACAUUUUAUCACUUUUUGCUUUCUUUCUUUCUUUCUUUCAGUUCAUACUAUUUUGCUUUCGUUCUUUCUUUCUUUUCAUCCCUUUUCUCUUUCUCUCUUUCAUUUAAUGCUUUUUUUCUUUCUUCCUUUUUUUCAUUUCAUUCCUUUCUUUCUUUCUACUACUUUCUUUCUUUCUUUCUUUCUUUCUCUUACUUCCUUUCUUCAUCUUUUCUUUCCAUUACUUCUUUUCUUUCUUUCUUUCUUUCUUUCUUUCUUUCUUUCUUUCUUUCUUUCUUUCUUUCAGUUCAUACUUUUUUGCUUUCGUUCUUUCUUUCUUUCUUUUCAUCUCAUCCAUUUUCCUUUCCUUUUUUCUUCCAUUCUAUCCCUUUUUUCUUUCUUUCUUUCAUUUCAUCCCUUCUUUUCUAUUUUUCUUUUGCUAUCCUACUAG
Molecule: messenger RNA, 633 nt
Organism: Acanthosepion pharaonis
Lineage: Eukaryota; Metazoa; Mollusca; Cephalopoda; Sepiida; Sepiidae
Source: the annotation of a GenBank genome assembly